This is a messenger RNA of Lobosporangium transversale, 2530 nucleotides long. RefSeq names its product or S-antigen, N-terminal domain-domain-containing protein. Bases 167 to 2335 code for a protein of 722 amino acids. The transcript is spliced from 2 exons. Gene Ontology annotation, molecular function: ubiquitin protein ligase binding; protein-macromolecule adaptor activity. Gene Ontology annotation, biological process: ubiquitin-dependent endocytosis. The record is from RefSeq and is a predicted model, not a curated record. NCBI's taxonomy places the organism in Eukaryota, Fungi, Mortierellomycota, Mortierellomycetes, Mortierellales, Mortierellaceae. Gene Ontology annotation, cellular component: cytosol; plasma membrane; cytoplasm.
UUCGUCUCUUAGUUCUUUCCUUGAUCUGAAGUGAUAUUUGCUAUCGCACUAUUGCACUUGUAAAAUAUAUAUCAUCCGUCAUCGCACCUUCAGCAAAGUAUAAAAGCAAUACAAGCAAUUUUAUUACGUUGUCCGGCAAGCUAACCCACCAUCAAUAGCACUCAUAAUGUCGACUCCAAGCGGCAAUUUACUCUAUCACAGGCAGAUCCCACCACAGGGAACACCCACAUCUUCUCCGGAGAGGCAAUUAUAUCAAUCACUCUCGAAUGCGUCGUCCUUUGACCAACUGCCUCCUGCGAUGAAUGCCUGUGGAUUGACACCUGCACCUUCGGAUGAUCAUACGGACAUGAUCGCACACAAUGCUGACAUUACUCUUGAGGAGGACGAACAUCAUCAGGAUGACCAUCAAUCUAAUCAACGACAAGCUCAUCAACACCAGCAUCCAUACCUAUUAUAUAGACAUUCUCCUCAGAACAUUAGUCGACCAUCAACACCGCCUGUAUCACCUGCUGUUGUUGUACUUCCACCCACUCACUCGGGCACUGCACCGUCUUCACCUAGUGUUCUCUCUUCAACCACAACGCAUUCAGACAAUAGUCUAUCAUCUAGCGGACCCUUAUCCUCAGUAGCUUCGACAUCAUAUUCGUACCAUAGCGAAACACAUCGGAAUCACUUGCACUCUCCCUUCUCUCUCUUUUCACAUGGAAGUAGUAGUGGCUCCCAAAGUGCCGAUCACUUAUUCAGCUCUUCAAAGACGCUUAGGAUUGAACUAAAUCAAACCGAGGUCGUCCUCAAACCUGGUCAACCAACUGUCAUGGAGGGAGUUGUCUACUUGAGUCUACACAAAAACACCAAAGUCAAGACACUUCAAUUAGAGUUUUCGGGGCGGUCGUCAGUCACCUGGGUGGAUGAUAAUGCAUACUCACCAGCCACUCGACAGACAACUGAACCGUAUAUAGAGCAUACAUGGACGUUGAUCUCUCAGCAGCAAAAAAAAUCACCAAUUCACCUGCAGUCAGGACAUCAUGCCUACUUUUUCUCUCUAGAGCUGCCGGAUACGCUACCGGGGACAAUUACCACUACUCAUGGCAAAGUGGAAUAUAAGCUCAUAGCGACAUUGACAAAGCCAGGCUUGACCUUCCACACCACUACAGCCACCACUCCCGUUACCAUUCUCCGACGCAACCCACCCUUGCCUUUACGGUCAUACCAACGAGGUGGUCGUGCUGUAAGUAGUCCUGACGACAAGGUCAAGUACAGGAUCAGUAUGCCUCAAGUCCGUGUCCCUCACAAUACCAAGGUCCCUCUGCAAGUCUCGAUUACCGCUCCAACAAUGCGGACACAUGUCCAAGUGUUGCAAGUGGGGCUUUGGGAACGAGUUGUUUAUAGAUCUGAGGGCCGCAAGAGAGUGGAUAUGAGGUUGGUCAAGAUUCAAAAGAGUGAGGGAUGGGAGCGGCCUUCUGACCAUGAGACGGAGGCAUGGAACUGGAACAAAGUCUUGCUUUUUGAUAUGCCUCAUAUGGGAUCCGAAUUCAAUCAAUGCAACCCCUCAGCAGACAUUGGGUUGAUGAAAAUCGGACAUAUUUUGCGAUUUUCAAUCUUGGGCACGGAAGGGACUAAGCGCUUUCGAGUAGAGAACGAAAUUGAAGUCAAGGUUUUAGCUUUCGAAGAUGAAUACCAACUUGAUCCGGAGGAGGAAAAUGAAGGAAGUGAUAGCGAGUUGCCUUCAUAUUUAUCUUCAUUUUCGACGCCGAGAGUAUCGUUCGAUUCUGAGAGAGAAAUGGAUCCUGCAGAUGAUCUGAGGUCGAUGAUCCAGCGAAUUCACUUGCCUACGUAUGCAGAGUCAGAAGAAGACGCCAACAGUAGAGCUACGUCACGCAAUGUUAGUAGGGACACCAGCCGUGCGCCCAGCCGAAGCACCAGCCCAGAGAGAAGCCUAUCUUCAUCCAAUCCUCUGCAUGCACUCCAUGGUCUUCUUCACCAUCAUCACCAUCAUCACCAUCAUCACCAUUCCCAUAGCUCCCAUUAUCACAAUCAGUCUCUUCCACAUAGCCCACUAAGUGUCGGCCACUCUCCUGUGCCUAGCACUACUCCAAUCUCACCUUCUCCAUUGAGAGCCACAGAACCUGCAUGCGUUAAUGUUGCUUCUGAAAAUGCUAGGGGACUUGAAGUCCCAGUAACGGACGAACUUGCCUUACCGCCUCCUUUGCGCUCUUCCUUUUCGACAGAUGGACCCUUACAGCCGCCGUCACAAUUUAGCGAUACUGAAAAUGGAAGCAGCGAUGACCCAAAUCUUGUUCUUUCGUCCUCGUCACAAGCGCCCAAAAACACUUGAUUGCAUUUGUACCACUUUAUCAUCUAGCUUCAACUUUUAACAUCAACUUUUGGCAUUUUAAUUAUCACUAGCAUUAUCAUUACCAUCAUUCCAUUAUUCAUUAUUUUCAACCUCAACCUCGGCUGCAGCCUAGAAUCACCAUAAUUUAUUAUUAACUAAUAUGCAUAGAUUAAUAAAGCACAUUUAGCUGUAUAU